Messenger RNA from Spea bombifrons (plains spadefoot toad), 1543 nucleotides. It is a transcript of the gene TMBIM1, whose product is annotated as transmembrane BAX inhibitor motif containing 1. The transcript has 11 exons. NCBI's taxonomy places the organism in Eukaryota, Metazoa, Chordata, Amphibia, Anura, Pelobatidae. Gene Ontology annotation, cellular component: membrane; endoplasmic reticulum; Golgi apparatus. The record is from RefSeq and is a predicted model, not a curated record. Gene Ontology annotation, biological process: negative regulation of apoptotic signaling pathway. Bases 25 to 1020 code for a protein of 331 amino acids.
GCGUCUCUGUGCUCAGGUGCAGCUAUGUCCUAUCCGAGUGCCCCACCGCCGUACAAUGACCGAGACCCCCUGAAUCAGCCAUACCCUGGAGCGGGGGGUUAUCCACAGCCGGGGGGAUUCCCUGCGGCAGGGGGCUAUCCACAGCCUGGCCCUUAUCCUCCUGCUUAUGGUCAGCCUGGGGGCUUCUACCCUCAGCCGGGGGGUUACCCUUCACACGGUGGAUACCCGGAGCCGGGACACAAUGAGCCUCCAAAGCCCCCCGUGAUGCCCAUUCUGCCCACGAUUCCUCUGAACACAGGUGAUGCCGGCAUAUACAGGACAGAUGACCAAGAUGGACAGUUUGGUUCCUGGGAUGACAAAGCCGUGCGCCAUACUUUCAUCCGGAAGGUCUACUCGAUCAUAACCGUCCAGCUGCUGAUUACCGUGGCCUUCAUCGCCGUCUUCACCUACGUGGAACCCGUGAAAUCGUUUAUAAUCCGCACGCCGGGGAUUUAUUACGCGUCCUACGCCGUGUUCUUUGUGACAUACAUGGUCCUGGUCUGCUGCGAGGGUCCCAGGAGGCGUUUUCCCUGGAAUAUAAUCCUUUUGGGCGUUUUUACUCUCGCCAUGUCCUUUAUGACGGGGACUAUUGCAAGUUUUUACAGCACCAAAGCCGUCCUGAUUUGCAUCGGCAUCACAACAAUCGUUGCCUUCGCGGUGACCAUCUUCUGCUGCCAGACCAGGGUGGAUUUCACGUCCUGCGGAGGAUUCUUCGCCGUCCUGGGGAUCGUCGUCUUCAUUACUGGGAUCGUAACGGCCAUCGUCCUGGCGUUUAAAUACGUAUAUUGGCUGCACAUGCUGUACGCUGCGAUCGGAGCGAUUGCUUUUACACUGUUCCUGGCGUACGACACGCAGCUGGUCCUCGGUAACCGGAAGCACACCAUCAGCCCGGAGGAAUAUGUUUACGGCGCCUUGAAGAUCUACACCGACAUCGUUUACAUCUUCACCAGUCUCCUACAGAUCGUGGGGAGCCGGGUUUAGAGCCCACGCAGCCCCUCGUGCUUUCAGAGAGGAUCCCCCCUACCCUCGUUCUGUCUUCUGGCGCUCUUCAGGGCUCCUGCCCACCUCUCGCCCCAUGCGGUGGGUGUUCGGUGGCAACAACAGACGGGAUACAUUAUGCUCAAGGACGAUUACAGCCCCGUUAUAUAGGAGGUUCCUCCCGGCGGGUAUCUCUGGGGGACGGGGUAUCUGGGGUAAUAUAUACCCAAGCACAGCAUUUUUAGAGUUAAUUGUCAAGGUCACCUGCUGCGGGGUUAGACAUGUGCCUUAUAACGACCCCCAGCGGGGCUGCUUCCAGUCUUGGUUUGAUUUGUACCCGGUGAUCCGGGAGCCCUUUAACCUCCGUAUUACCCGUCCGUCCGAUAUAUCGGCCCCUGGAUCUGUGCCUUGAGGGCCGCGGAGGCUGCGACAGAUCUGUCGUCUAAUGAUAUGCAAAGUUCUAAUGGCGUCACAUCCCGCCGCACACGCGUGUUACACAAUUACAUGUACAGAGUUUAUAUUCUAA